This is a messenger RNA of Metschnikowia bicuspidata var. bicuspidata NRRL YB-4993, 567 nucleotides long. Its product is annotated as ubiquinone-binding protein. Gene Ontology annotation, biological process: cellular respiration; ubiquinone biosynthetic process. The transcript has a single exon. Gene Ontology annotation, cellular component: mitochondrion. Gene Ontology annotation, molecular function: ubiquinone binding. The coding region runs from base 1 to 567 and encodes 188 amino acids. The record is from RefSeq and is a predicted model, not a curated record. Lineage: Eukaryota; Fungi; Ascomycota; Pichiomycetes; Serinales; Metschnikowiaceae.
AUGUCCCAAGUCAUCCGGGCUAGACCGUUGCUACAAAGACGAUUACUAUUUGGAUCAAGUCGCGGCAAAGAUGGGUUUCAGACUUACAGAAUCACUAAGAAAAUUAGCACGCAUCCAGAUCAACUAUAUCUGAUUAUCACGGACGUUUCAAAAUACGAAGAAUUCGUCCCCUUUGUCACAAGCUCAUUCGUCAACCAGUAUGACCCGGAUACAAAGCUACCCACAGAGGCUGGAUUACGAGUAGGGUGGAAACAAUAUGAUGAGAGCUUCACCUGCAAAUUAAUUUGCGAAGAAAACAAAGUCAUUGCCGAGUCUAUGAGCAUUCUGUUGUUCGAAAGCUUGUACAAUGAGUGGAAUCUUAAAGAAGUGAAAAGUCGAUUCACAAAUGAGCUGUCAACAUUGGUUGAACUUCUGUUGCGAUACAAAUUCAAGAACCCCUUUUACAAUACUCUCUCCUCCAUGUUUCACAACCAGGUGAGCAAUAUCAUGAUAAAGGCUUUCGAAGAACGCGCCAUGAAUUUGAAAAUACAAAGCAAACUCAAAGACAGGAUGAACAAUAUAGCAUGA